Messenger RNA from Fusarium sp. VM40, 1662 nucleotides. The record is from the annotation of a GenBank genome assembly. Lineage: Eukaryota; Fungi; Ascomycota; Sordariomycetes; Hypocreales; Nectriaceae.
AUGGCCAAAGCAGCUUCUGCUGAACGCGUCAAGCGCAAGAGACCUUCAACUCAUGAGCAGCCCACCACCAAGCGACGAAGGUCAUCAGCAUCCAGCAAUGAAUCCGAGGACCCCAACGCCAAAAUUCUUUUGAUGGAGCAAGGAAUUCUGGAGUCGAAGAAGAAUUACAACGACAUCACCGUUUUGCUCAGUACUGCCAAUGAUUUUAAAAAUGAGAACCCAGAGAGCAUGCUUGCCACAGUUGCCUUGUGUCGAAUCUUUUUACGGCUGCUUGCUCAAGGCUCCUUGAUCGCCAAGAAGACCCUGUCUGAGAAGGAUCUUGUCGUUGUGGGGUGGCUCAAGGGCCAGUUUGGAGAGGUCAAGAAGACUCUUGUCACUCUUCUGCGGGACGAGGAGCUGGCCCCUACAGCGCUGACUUUGUGUAUGAGAACACUCAAGGCCGAGGGCGAGUUCCUGUACGACAAGGACGAGUACACCUUUCCUCGGGCUUUUCUUAGAGAAAUUUUGGCCGCGCUGUUUGAGAGCGAAAACGAGGACGUGAUCAAGGCCUAUGUCGAGGAGUUUGUGGAGCAGUACGAUGACAUUCGCUACUUUACUUUCAACUCUGUCAAGCACGUUAUCAAGCAAGAUGAAGAAGAGCCCUCACCAGAGCUUUUUGAUCGCUGUUUCGCCCUCUUGUCAGCUUUAGACGGUGUUCCAGAAUCCGCUGAUCAACUUGAGGACUUUUACGUCCCCAAGCCCAAGAAGAAGACUCAUCCUCUCCGCAAUGUUAACCAGCACAAGAAGCAAGGCCAGGAGGCAUGGCUUACGCUAAUGACCCUCGUGGACGAGGACAAGUCACGAAAGCGAAUACUCGAUAUCAUCUCGACUGUGAUUGCCCCCUGGUUCACAAAACCCGAGUUACUUUCAGAUUUCUUGACGGAUUGCUACAACGGCGGCGGCUCCAUGUCCCUCUUGGCUUUGUCUGGUGUCUUUUACUUGAUCUCAGAGCGAAAUCUCGACUACCCAUCGUUUUACUCCAAGCUUUACUCCCUCCUUGACCGCGAUAUCCUUCACUCGAAGCACCGAUCUAGAUUCUUCCGUCUUCUGGACAGCUUCCUUGCCUCGACACAUCUUCCUGCGGCCCUGGUGGCCAGCUUCAUCAAGCGCCUUGCUCGUCUAGCAUUGAAUGCGCCCCCUGGAGCCAUUGUCUUUGUAACACCUUGGAUCUACAACUUGCUCAAGCGUCACCCGACAUGCACAUUCAUGAUUCACCGCGAGGUGCAAGAUCCAGAGGCGAAGAAGUACAUUGACGAGCAUGGCGCCGAGGAUCCUUUCCUCCCCGAAGAAACAGACCCUAUGCAAACACAAGCAAUUGACAGCUGUCUUUGGGAGCUCGUUCAGCUUCAAUCACAUUAUCACCCCAAUGUUGCCACCAUCUCAAAGAUUAUCUCGGACCAGUUCACUAAGCAGUCUUACAACAUCGAAGACUUCCUUGAUCACUCAUACGCCACUCUGUUCGAAGCCGAAAUGACCAAGGACGUCAAGAAGGCUCCUGUGGUCGAGUUCCAAAUCCCCAAGAAGGUGUUCACACCGAACGAGGGUGAGAGUGUGGGCGAGCCGGAUAGCCUGGCGGUUAAGUUGUGGGACUUUGGGGGAGGUGUAGGUACUGAGGUUGUUUAA